UCCUGGAGGUGAACCUAGAGGAAGUAGUGUUGGGUACAGUAUACUAUUGUCUGAGAAGAUGAAGUGCUUCUUAUUGCUUGUGUCUAUGGCCUUGUUCACAACAGAUUCUUCUAAUUGCUUGGAAUCUGAUCUUCCAUUUUGCAAGCAAGUUCCAGAUUGGCAUGCCGAACUGACUUGCUACACAGAGAGAGAAAUAGGUCUAUUUUGCUCCUGGCUGCCUGUCCCCUGUGCUCCAAAAACCACUACUUAUACAAUAAUUUUAAAGUGGGAUAAAAUCUUGAGAUGUUUUGAAAGAACUACAGCAUCAACGUCCAUCACAAUAGAACGAAAAUCCCUUUUCAUGAAUCGUUCUGUAAUGAUUUGGUUAUCAGCAAAUUACUCUCAUGAGAGCUCUGUGAAAACAAAGAACAUCUCCAUUACACCCAGCAAGGCAGAGAAGUGUGCUAUACACUCCAUAAGUGCUCACCAGUUAUCAAACAGAUUAAUAAUUAAGUGGGACGCACCAAAAAAGUCUAUGCAAUAUGAACUGCAAUAUAAAGAAGCACAUCCAACAUCCUCACGGUGGAUAUUGGUGCCCACAGCAAACGAUGCUGUCAAUGUGACUGUCUCCGAUUUAAACAGUACGUCUUCGUAUGUUAUUCAGCUCAGAUGCAGACCCAGUGAGGAUCACCACUGCGUUUGUGUUUGGAGUAAAGAGAUUUUAGUCCCUCAUAAGUUAAUUGACACGCCAACAAUUUCAGCUAAUGAAACCAUAGAAAUCUCUCCAGGAAGAAUAAAUGUUUUUCUUCAGUGGCAGAUAACACAAAGCAGGAAUGUCAUUGGAUAUUAUGUUAAUAUUGAAAGAAUACCCAACAGUUGCAAUGAUCGACCUGAACGCAUCAGCAUAACCGAGAGAAGAGUGCAUCUGAAUCUCUCCAUGGCUUAUUAUCGGUUUAAUAUUUCUGCCUAUAAUGAAGCAGGAGAAUCUCCACAGAUCACUUAUGUUGUCCCAGAUUUCACCACAACAGUUUUGCCUGGACAAAUCACUGCCAUACCACAGGGAAAUAACACUGUUGUCACCUGGAAUCCAGAAUACAAUCCAAAGUGUUUUGUGGUUGAUUGGGGCACUGGUAAAGAAGAUAUGCACAUGAAAAUAAUAACUAAGCCCAUGGGAAAUUUCACACUAGACCAUUUACAACCAUAUAAAUUGUACAAAAUAAUGGUGCAUGCAUCUGACAUAUGUGAAUGUGAAAGUUUCAUGAGACAUGAGAGGACAUUUGGAGUGACCCACUUCUACUCAGUUCAAGGAGUUCCUAGGACAGGUCCAGCGACUGUGAAAAUUUCAAAUAUCAUGAAGCAUUCCGCUACUGUGAAAUGGACUGAAGUACCUCCAGAAGACUGUCUGGGCUUCCUCCAGGGAUACAGAAUCAACUACACAGACACAAUGAAGAAUCUCUCUCUGGCUGUUGCUGUCAAUUCUUCCACCACCCGCUACCUGUUAACAGGACUUAAAGAAAAAACUGCCUAUACAGUACAAAUUUCAGGAGUCACCACUGCAGGAGAAGGAGCCCAAAGCCAUUCACAGUUUUUCACUACUCUGAAAUAUGAUAAAGGGGAAUUUGAAGGUAUUGUUGCUGUCCUUUGUCUUGGCAUCAUAUCCACCAUGUUUUUUCUACCCAUCAUUUGUUCUUUAAUGCUUAGAAGGUCAAAAAAAUUGUGCUGGCCAACUUUACCAAGUCCAAGAGACAGCAGUGCUAUCCAAGAUGUGGCAAGAAUCAUUCCACGGGCUAACCAGGGACCCACUUCAAGGCUGUUGCUUCAAACACAAACAGACAAUGAUACUACCAGCCUUCAUGUGAUACAAGAAGAUUCAAAGGCUUCUUUGAAGCUGCAGCCCUUUAGUGAGGACACAGAAGACAACAGUGAGUGCGAUGCAGGCCGGUCUGAAAAUGCUGGUGGUAGCCCAGACACCUGUCCAAGUCUUUUGAAAAUCCCUGAAAAGGCAACUGCAACUGAAAAAGAAAGAGUCAGCUCUAGCAUGAGGGCACCUCUCCUGAGUGAUUAUACCAGCAUGGAAUUCAGUCAGAAAGCCAUGCUAAGUCUGGCGCUUAAUCUCCCUCCAUGGGCUGCCCAUCGUCAUAUGGAGGGGAAACUGAACAACAGGCCAGGAAAAGUGGAGCAACGCACACUGUUUACUCCUCAAGACUAUGUGAAACAGAGCCAGGUGGUGUUUAUGCCAACUGGACCAACACUGAUGGAAGAAACCAGUUUGAGCUGAGGUCUCUCAAUGCCUCCCCGUGGCAUAGGAUCAAGCCCCAAAACCUUUGAUGCUUGAUUGGAGCGGUUACAAUAUUGUAGGACAGUGAUUCUGUGAAAGUUGACACUUCUUUGCUUUAAUAAGUUCCACAGCUAAAGUAGUUUGUGUAUAUAGCUACAUUAGCCAUUUCAGGCCCUUGCUCUUAGCACAAAUCAUACUCAACUAACUCUUGCAGUCAUGAUAUGUACAAAGCUCCAGUUUGGGUUCUCAAAAGAUUUUCCAGCUGGAUAUGGCUCCUCGGUACUUUGAGUCUGAUUAUUUGUCAGUGUUAAUGUAGUAAAUGCAAUGUGGUCUAGUGACUCAACCGCAGCACUGGUAGACAAGAACCCUUGAUUCUAGUCCCAGCCUUGUAUUUGGUUUGCUGUAAGCAAGUCAAAAUCUCCAAAAGUGGCAUCUAAUUUUGGGUGAGCAAUUUGAGACAACUAAGAUCUGCUUUUCAGAGCUGGUUAACAAACCCCAUCGAUCCGUUGGAAAGGAAUCCAACCAACUUGUCUAUCUUUUGCAUGUUGGGGCAUUGUGGCAACUUUCUCAACGAGGUUCCUGUUUAUUCUUUCCAAGAGAUGUUCCUGAUCAGCUUGUGUGUUGGUCAUUGUUAGCGAGUCAGACUCUUUGAGGCAAUGAUAUAUCAACCCCCCAGGCAGAUGUUUCGCUGGUGGAGGUGGCAUCUUUAGGAUGGGGUUGGGGGGAGUAAAAAAAAAGAGCCCUCAUGGCCAUUGGAGACCCCAUGACACUUUCUGCAAGAGUGGGAGUAUUUGCUAGAUAACCUAGCCAGACUCAGGAGGAAGAAGAAAUGAUUCCCCUGAGUUCAGCACUUCACAUUGAUAAAGCACCUUACAUCCUGAAGUAGUGAUGCUAUUAUGGGUGUGUUCCCCCUUUUUACCCAAGCAGCAAAUCAAAGUUCGAGGCCCCAUGGGUUGUUUCCACUAGGAAGAGAAAAUAAUAGAGGCAGGUAUUUCUUUGAUGCAAUCCUGUUUAUGUAUACAGAAUGUGCAAAGUCCAAUUUCCGUGAAAAAAGGAGGAAAUGACAGCAGAAGACAGUGUCCUUUCUUUCAGCCCAUAGCCCCAACACAAAACUCUCUCUCUAGCUUCUUGCAGGGCCACGUCAUGCUAUGUCUCUCUCUGUCCUGAGUUUGUGUGUACACACACACACACACAGCCACAGCACCGUCCUUCCCCCUAGAUUGUAAGUUCCUGAGCUGACCUGCUUGUUCCUUUGUUUUGAGCUUGUUUAACCGUCUUUUACAGUUCUCUUAAGUGAAGGGUGGCAGUUAAACCUGAAACAGGCGCUAUGAUUUCCAGUUUUAUAUAAACAUGGUUACUCCUCUUUUUAUAACAGUUAUUCUAAGCGAUGUGGUGUUCAUAUCCAUUCCAAUCAGGUGUGCACGGCAGCUGGAAGAUUUUUCCCCUAGCAGUAUUCGUAGGGUCAGCCUGGGCGCCCUCUGGAGUCGCACCUUCAUGGUGCCCAAUAUAGGGCUCUGCUGAUCCAAACCCCCCUCUGUUCCUUCUUGCUGGGUACCCUGACAGAGGGGUAGAUAUUGGAAUGGACAUGAACAACACAUCUCAUAGAACAACAGUUAUGAGAAGGUGAGUAACUGUUUUUUCUUCAAGUGCUUGUUCAUGUCAAUUCCAAUCAGGUGAAUUAUAAGUACAAAUUCAGGAGGCGGGAUUGGAGUUGUCCACCAACUGGAGUUCCACUCUACCAAAGGCCAUGUGGUCUCUGGCCUGCUGGGUAAUUGCAUAAAGAGAAUAUGCAGGAUCAUGUCAUUGCUCAGCAUAUUUCCUGCGUAGGAACCUGAGCCAGGAAAGCCACUGAACAGGCCUUCACCCUGGUGGGAUGCGCAGGCCCUCCUGCCAGGCUGUAGUACUCAUGGAUGCAGGACAUGAUCCACAACAAAAUUAAUUGAGAAGAGACUGGAAGACCCUGCAUUCUGUUUGCCUUAAAUUAGAGUGAAUAAAUGAAGACUCGGCACACCACUUCAGUAAUAUACAAAGUUUUUGAGCUAAUUGUAAUGUAAUUUUUUAUAAGGGCUGCAGAGCGCUCGGACCAGGCCAGGAGCAGAGCCCUGGGAUGGCUGCCAGUACCCCAGGCUGGCAGGAGGGCUGAGCAGGGCCAGAGGCCCGGAGCCCAGCUAGCAGGGGGCUUGCAGCUGGAACCUCAGACCAGCAGCGAGGUAAGCGGGGCCAGUGGCUAGUAUCCCAGGCUGGCAGUAGGCUGAGCGGGGCCGAUGGCCAGAACCCUGGCUGGCCAGGGGCUGGCGGCCGGAACCCCAGAC
Molecule: messenger RNA, 4569 nt
Organism: Chelonoidis abingdonii (Abingdon island giant tortoise)
Lineage: Eukaryota; Metazoa; Chordata; Testudines; Testudinidae
Source: RefSeq, a predicted model, not a curated record